AUGUCUGCUUGUAACACCUUUACUGAACACGUGUGGAAACCUGGUGAAUGCAAGAACUGCUUUAAGCCUAAAAGCUUACACCAGCUCCCCCCAGACCCUGAGAAGGCACCCGCCACCCAUGGCAAUGUGAAAACUAAUGCCAAUCACAGUAAUAACCACCGCAUGAGGAACACUGGGAAUUUCCGUCCUCCUGUGGCUAAAAAACCCACUAUAGCUGUGAAACCCACUAUGAUGGUGGCAGAUGGGCAGAGUGUAUGUGGUGAACUUAGUAUCCAAGAACACUGUGAGAACAAACCUGUCAUCAUAGGGUGGAACCGAAACAGGACGGCCUUGAAUCAGAAACCACUCAAUAAUAAUAAUGAAGAUGAUAUUGAAGGAUUUAGCCAUGUUCCUAAGCCCUAUGGCAAUAAUGAUAGUGCAAAGAAGAUACCAAAUAACAAUAAUGGUCUAACUGAUGUGUUAAAAGAGAUAGCAGGCUUGGAUACCACCCCUCAGAUGAGAGGAAAUGAAACAAACUCCAGAGAAACAUUCUUAGGAAGAAUAAAUGAUUGCUAUAAAAGAUCAUUGGAAAGAAAGCUUCCACCAAGUUGCAUGAUGGGCGGUAUAAAGGAUACUCAGGGCAAGCAUGUUAUUCUGAGUGGGAGCACAGAAGUGAUCAGUAAUGAAGGGGGCCGGUUCUGUUACCCAGAGUUUUCUAGUGGUGAGGAGAGUGAGGAAGAUGUACUUUUCAGUAACAUGGAGGAGGAGCAUGAGAGCUGGGAUGAGAGCGACGAAGAGCUGCUGGCCAUGGAGAUUCGCAUGAGAGGGCAGCCCCGCUUUGCUAACUUCAGGGCAAAUACUCUGUCUCCUGUUCGAUUCUUUGUGGACAAAAAAUGGAAUACUGUCCCCCUGCGAAAUAAGUCUCUGCAGAGAAUCUGUGCUGUAGACUAUGAUGACAGUUAUGAUGAAAUCCUAAAUGGUUAUGAAGAGAAUUCUGUGGUCUCCUGUGGACCAGGAAGCAUGCAGAGCAUGGUGUCAUCUGACUCUACAUCACCAGACUCUUCUUUAACAGAAGAGUCACGUUCUGAGACAGCCAGUGGUUUAUCCCAGAAGAUCUGUAAUGGAGGAGUAUCUCCUGGUAACCCGGGAAAUUCUAAGGACAUGAAGGAAAAUGAGCCCAAUUAUGAAAGUCUCUCUGGUAAUAAUCAGGAAAAGGACUCCUCACAAGCACCUAAAAGCUCAGUAAAAGUUCCAGAAACACACAAAGCAGUCCUUGCUCUCCGAUUAGAAGAGAAGGACGGCAAGAUUGCUGUACAGACUGAGAAGCAAGAAAGUAAAGCCUCUACCGAUAUUGCUGGGCAAGCAGUAACCAUUAACCUUGUCCCCGUAGAAGAGCAAGCAAAGCCCUACCGAGUUGUGAAUCUGGAACAGCCACUGUGCAAGCCAUAUACUAUCGUGGACGUGUCGGCAGCCAUGGCCACUGAGCACCUCGAGGGCCCUAUUACCAGCCCCAAGACAAAAAUCUCCUCUUCUACUCCAAACUCUCCGAUGACAUCACCUGCAUCGACUUCAGGACAAAUAAGUGCCCACUUCCAAAAAUCCAGUGCAAUACGAUACCAGGAAGUAUGGACUUCCAGUACCAGUCCACGACAAAAGAUACCCAAGGUGGAAUUAAUUGGUGGUGGAACUGGACCAAAUGUCCCUCCAAGGAAAAACUGUCACAAGUCAGCACCUACUUCACCGACAACUACAAACAUUUCCUCUAAAACCAUCCCUGUUAAGUCACCCAAUUUGUCUGAAAUAAAAUUUAAUAGUUAUAACAAUGCUGGUAUGCCACCUUUUCCAAUCAUCAUUCACGACGAGCCAACCUAUGCUCGGAGUUCUAAAAAUGCCAUCAAAGUUCCCAUUGUAAUCAACCCAAAUGCAUAUGACAAUCUAGCCAUUUAUAAAAGUUUUCUUGGAACAAGUGGAGAACUCUCAGUGAAGGGAAAAACCACAAGUGUAAUAAGCCAUACUUAUGAAGAAAUAGAAACUGAAAAACUGUCCGAUAACACCACUAGCAAACCUACUGAGUGCCCCCAAGCCAAAGGGCUUUCAAGUAGCACAGAGCGUAAAAGGGGCUCAGUGGCUCAAAAGGUUCAGGAGUUUAACAGCUGUCUGAACAGAGGUCAGUCUUCACCACAGAAAAGUUAUAGUUCUGGCCACAGCUCCCCAACAAAGAUCCAGAGAACCACUCAAGAACCUGUGGCCCAAAUAGAAGGCACUCAGGAGUCUCAGACGGUCAGCAGCAGCAGCAGCACCAGCACCAGAGAGAAAGCAAGCACAGUGCUUUCUCAGAUUGUGGCUUCUAUCCAACCACCACAGUCUCCUCCAGAAAUGCCCCAGUCUGGCCCUAAAGCAUGCAGUGUGGAAGAGCUCUAUGCAGUCCCUCCAGAUGCGGACGCUGCUAAGAGUACACCAGUCCGACCCAAGUCUCUCUUUACGUCUCAGCCCAGUGGGGAGGCUGAAGCCCCUCAGACCACAGAAAGUCCUACUGCCAGAGUACGGAAAGAUCCACUCGCAAAGCCAGUCACUGCCCCUCUCUCCAAGUUAGUGGCUAACUCCCAGGGUGAGCCACCCCCUCCCUUCCCCCCACCUCGUUCUACUUCCUCCCCUUACCAUGCGGGCAACCUUUUGCAGAGGCAUUUCACCAACUGGACCAAGCCAACCAGUCCUACCAGGUCAACGGAAGCUGAAUCAGUUUUGCACUCUGAAGGCAGCAGGCGGGCAGCUGAUGCAAAACCUAAACGCUGGAUAUCAUUUAAAAGCUUCUUCCGCCGCCGGAAAACAGACGAGGAGGAUGACAAAGAGAAAGACCGAGAGAAAGGGAAACUGGUGGGCCUGGAUGGCACAGUCAUCCACAUGCUGCCGCCUCCUCCAGUUCAGCGCCAUCACUGGUUCACAGAGGCAAAAGGACAGUCCAGUGAGAAGCCAGCCAUUGUCUUUAUGUACAGGUGUGAUCCUGCCCAAAGCCAGCUCAGUGUGGAUCAGAAGGCCAGAGCAGACCAGUCAGCACUUGUAGAAAAAGAUGGGACAGAGGAUGGGUUACUACAGGACUCAGAGAAGAAGAAAAGGAGUCAUUCUUCUCCGUCACAGAUCCCUAAAAAAAUUCUCAGUCACAAAACCCAUGAAGUGACAGAGGAUUUUUCUCCUCGGGAUCCAAGAUCUGUUGUUGUGAGGGAAGAUGAUGGAGGCUGUGCUUCUGUCCCAGCAGCAUUGCCCCUACCUGAACUGGAAAGGGAAGAGGAAAAAGAAGAUGUUUCAGAUACUCUUGACAUGAAUCCCUGUAGUGCAACCUAUAGCAACUUAGGGCAAUCUAGAGCAGCCAUGAUACCACCCAAGCAUCCACGGCAGCCUAAGGGAACUUUGGAUGAUGCUGUUGUCUUUAGUGGGAAAACAGACGAAGAAACACCUAAUGCUUCCCAACCUACACCACCCCCACUGCCAAAGAAAACGAUCAUAAGAGCCAAUACAGAACCAAUCCCCAAAGACCUCCAAAAAUCCAUGGAAACAAGUCUUUGUGUAAUGGCUAAUCCCACCUAUGAUAUCGACCCCAACUGGGAUGCCAGUAGUGCUGGCUCUUCCAUCAGUUAUGAACUCAAGGGACUGGACAUUGAGUCUUAUGACUCCUUGGAAAGACCUUUGCUCAAGGAGAGACCUGUCCCCUCAGCAGCAAACAGUAUCUCCAGCUUAACCACUCUCAGUAUUAAGGAUAGAUUUUCCAACAGCAUGGAGUCCCUAUCCAGCCGGCGUGGUCCCUCUUGCAGACAGGGCCGAGGCAUACAGAAGCCACAGAGACAAGCACUUUAUAGAGGACUUGAGAAUCGGGAAGAAGUGGUGGGUAAAAUCCGAAGCCUUCAUACAGAUGCCUUGAAAAAACUGGCUAUUAAAUGUGAAGACCUCUUCAUGGCUGGACAGAAAGAUCAGCUCCGUUUUGGGGUGGACAGCUGGUCAGACUUCAGGCUAACUAGUGACAAACCGUGUUGUGAGGCAGGUGAUGCAGUUUACUACACAGCUUCAUAUGCAAAAGAUCCACUUAAUAACUAUGCAGUCAAGAUCUGUAAGAGCAAAGCUAAAGAAUCUCAGCAGUAUUAUCACAGCUUGGCUGUCCGGCAGAGUCUGGCUAUCCAUUUCAACAUCCAACAGGACUGUGGGCAUUUCCUUGCUGAAGUCCCUAAUCGUCUGCUUCCCUGGGAGGAUCCUGAUGCCCCUGAAGAGGAAGAGGAUGAAAUGAAAGAGGCUGAAGAAGAGGUAAAAGGAGAAACUGAUGGGAAAAGGCCAGAGCCCUGCUCUGAAACAGAGUCAUCCCAGAAAGAAAGCCAGGGGGUCAUUAGCAGGAAGCAGAGAAGCCACGUUGUGGUCAUCACCAGAGAGGUUCCCUAUCUCACCGUGGCUGAUUUUGUGCGAGACUCUCUGGCCCAGCACGGGAAAAGCCCUGAUUUAUAUGAGAGACAAGUGUGUCUGCUACUCUUACAGCUGUGCUCUGGCCUUGAGCACCUCAAACCCUACCAUGUCACUCACUGCGAUCUUCGUCUGGAGAACCUGCUGCUUGUCCACUACCAGCCAGGGAGAACCACCCAGGGCCUUGGGCCUACAGAGUCCAGCCCCACCUCGUCUUGCCCCACAAGGCUCAUAGUGAGCAAUUUCUCUCAGGCCAAGCAGAAGAGCCAUCUGGUGGACCCUGAGAUCCUCCGGGACCAGUCCCGCCUUGCUCCAGAGAUCAUAACAGCCACCCAGUAUAAAAAGUGUGAUGAGUUCCAGACAGGCAUCCUCAUCUAUGAGAUGCUGCACCUGCCCAACCCCUUUGAUGAGAACCCAGAGCUGAAGGAGAAAGAAUACACUCGAGCAGACCUGCCUCGCAUCCCACUCCGCUCCCCCUAUUCCCGGGGCCUACAGCAGCUGGCCAGCUGCCUCCUCAAUCCCAACCCUUCUGAGCGGAUCCUCAUUUCAGACGCCAAAGGCAUCCUCCAGUGUCUACUCUGGGGCCCCCGGGAGGAUCUCUUCCAGACUUUCAUGGCCUCUCCUAGCCCAGCGCAGAGGAGCGCCCUUCUCCAAAACUGGCUAGACAUCAAGCGAACACUGCUGAUGAUCAAGUUUGCUGAGAAGUCUCUGGACAGGGAGGGUGGGGUCAGCCUUGAGGACUGGCUUUGUGCUCAGUAUUUGGCCUUUGCCACUCCAGACUCCCUCGGCUGCAUUGUGAAAACCCUGCAGCACCGCUAG
This is a messenger RNA of Puma concolor (puma), 5238 nucleotides long. RefSeq names its product pseudopodium enriched atypical kinase 1 (gene PEAK1). Gene Ontology annotation, cellular component: focal adhesion; actin cytoskeleton. The record is from RefSeq and is a predicted model, not a curated record. Gene Ontology annotation, molecular function: protein kinase activity; ATP binding. Gene Ontology annotation, biological process: protein phosphorylation. Lineage: Eukaryota; Metazoa; Chordata; Mammalia; Carnivora; Felidae.